CCUCUUUACGCCGAUACGUUCAGUGCACGAAGAACAAAAAAAACACCUGAUAACAACUACCACUGACGGGAUUCAAGAGCCCCACAGCCUAACUAGCCCCAUAAAACACCCAAGAAGAAGAAGAGGUGUACAGAAAUUCGUGUUUAAAUGAGCACAGUGCAGUAACUAAGUGUGCGUAGUGAAGUACAGAAGUGUAGAGAAGUACCAAGGAGGACCUAAGAAGCGGGAGAGGUCAAAAGAAGAAGAGGACACGAGGACUACUGGUGAGAGAUGCUGAUGGGGUGCGCCACGUUUCCUACACGCCACAGCUCCUACAACUUUAGCCGUUUCUAGAGUAGUGACAUGUUGCUGGCCCAGGCUAUGGCUGCCCCAUGCUAUGCCUCAACAGAGUGGGUGGGGCUGGGACAAGCAAAUCUGCGUUUUCGCCCUAAGAGGAAAACCACACAGCCGGUGGACCCAGUCCAGAUUGACUGCUAUUUGUCAGCUGUUUACAUAAGAGAGUAUGGGGAGAAGAAGAAGCAGAAAGUCAAUGAAGAGAAGACCAAGGAGCCUCAGAGUGACUUAAAACCUCCUGGCAUUGCACCCGAGGUAUGGACUGCAUGGGAGGAAUACUGGGGGGCCUGGAAGGAGGUCUUGAUACCCUUAUCGUGGGUCCACAAAUACAGGGAGCAUUCCACUCCUGAUCACAUCAAAUGGCAUGAUUCUUACCUGGAGGAUUACCCUGAUGUGUUACCUUUGAUUACUGAUGAGCUGGGGAGGAGUGAGUUAAGUUCACACACCACUACCUGCCAGUCUGAGAGUACUACUGAUGUUGUUGAUUAUGACUAUAUAUAUGGUGAAGAGAAGGAGCAGGAUGAUGAGAGUAGUCGUGAGUUACAAGAGGCUGUGGGUGGUGAGGCAGGAACAGCUGCUGAGAAUGAAUGUGAACCAGACAAGCCAGGAAGGAAGGAAAGCAACAAAGGUACCACUGAGCAGUCCACAGACAGCGAGAAUUCCCAGUCUGUUGAUGAACUUGACUUGACGGAAUUUUAUGAUUAUAUUUAUCCAGAUGAGACUCCAGAAAAUAGUCAGAAGCAUCAUACAGGAGAGACGGACAAGAAUGGCAUGGUGGGAGCAAACUUACGACAAGAACAUGCCUCAGAGGGGACUGCUGACAUGAACACUGCAGCUGACACUACCGAAGAGGAAAGUAAAGAGAAAAGGAAAAAGGUGCUGGAUGAACUCUAUGAAAGACACACAAAAUCAAGGUACUGGGUUCAUCUCCGUCAUUUCCUUCACCUCUCUGGCAUUGAGUGUCACCCAGAGAUUGAAUUAUUUUAUGAGCAGAAAGCAGGAAUCAAGUUUAUUCAGCCUAGUGCUAAAUCAUGCAGUGGUGUGACAAGGGACACAGAGGAGUUGAGUUCUGUGGUAGACAGCAAGUCGUAUUCAGUUGAGGGAGAGUAUCAGCCUGAAGACAAACACUCUGAAAGGAGACAAAAACGGAAGAGAAAGGCUAAACGAAAACCAGAAGAGAACUAUGCAGAAGCUCCCACCAGCGAAGAGAGACUCCAAAGCAUCUCAUGUGUUCCCCAAGAAGCUGAUGGUAGCAACAGCGGAGAGGAAAAUUUGAAAGAUGACUCGAGUGAAGAAAUUAAGACCACUGAAUCAGAGACGAUGGAUGUAGAAGGAGGCAGCAGCAGUGGUGAUGGAGGGAGUGUGCAGGCAGCAAACUCUGUCACCAUGAACAGUGCAAGUGCCUCAUCAAGCAAUAAACAGAAAAAGGCAAAGAAGAGGAAGAAAGAUACUGCCAGGCCACAGGGGCUCAGCUGGGCCCUCAAGCAUGUCAAAGAAUCAAAGCAGGCAGAGACAACCUCCAAGGCCCUUGAACCCCUGGAGGUAGCCCCUGAAACCCCUGAGGCAGCCCCUGGGACCCAUGAGGCAACUUCUGAGUCAGUCUCCAGUUCCCUUGAGGCAGCAUCUGGGCCCUCAACGUCAGAUUCCAAGUUAUGUAUGAGCACAGAUGAAGAGGAAUAUUGCAUUGCAUAUUUUUUGGAUGAAAUGGACGAAGCGGAAAGAAAAGGUCAGAAGAAGCAUGCGAAAAGGAUACAAGAAGAGGCUGUACAUGAAUUCUUACAGGAAAAGUCCACAGGCCUUAUGAAUGUCUGCCAAGUCACUGUAAACAAGGCUGCUGCAGCCCUCCACGAGCUGCUGCUGCCCCUCACUGCUGUCCACCUUCUCAACGUGUCCUUCCCUGGGGCUGCAGUAAUGGAGUACGAAAGCUCAGUGACGGAGGAGGUGCCAGGGGAGAGGGAGAAGCUCAAGCAACGCUUCGACAGCUUUGUGUUCAACGAGAAGGAACGACUAAAGCGUUGCCUAGCCAAGCUGGGGAAGUUCUGCCUCACCACAUGGACAGAUGCAGUGGUGCCUGUUAGUUUAAGUCACCUCACCAACUUUUUCUUUAAAAAUGCCUCAGAAAUUGAGCACCAGUUUCCUCCCGAUGUUUUUGGCGUGCGGUGGCUGCCUAAACCCGAGUCAAGCUUUCAAGUUGACGGGAAGAAUGUCAAAAGGAGUCAGAGGCGCUUUUACAACUGGCUGGAGGUUCAGGACCCAAACCUCUCCCCCUCAGCCACUGUGGAGCUGAGGGGAAUGAUCAUGAAUAGGAUGAGUCAUUCCAACCAAGAUCCUCGUAAGCCCCAGUGGCUGUACCAGCAAGUUGUGAGGGAGGAGAAGGAAGACGCAACAGAGGGUGGCGGCCCCUGCCUCACCCUUCACACUCUACAUUUACUCCAGGAAAGCAACAAGACUGGCAUGUGUGGAGGCGAUGAGGGGAACUGGUCCAGUGUGCAGGUCACCUUUGAUCAGGAUGGAUACUCUGGUAUUAGUAACACUGACCAAACCUCACAGAGCACAGAGGAUGCAAAGGCCAAUGCUGAAGAAGAGAUGUGGCAAAGGAUCAUUUCAGGCUGCCGUCGCCUUGCAUUCUUUGACACUGACAAUAGCAUGCCCUCACACCUGCCUCAUGAAAUCCAGAAGUACUGGGCCCAGCGCUACAGACUCUUCCUCAAGUAUGAUGAGGGCAUUAAACUUGACACAGAGUCAUGGUACUCAGUGACUCCCGAGUUGUUGGCAGCCCACCAGGCACGGCGGUGCAGGUGCAAGGUGGUGGUGGAUGCCCUGUGUGGUGCUGGUGGCAACGCUAUCCAGCUGGCCAAAACUUGCAGUCAUGUGAUAGCUAUUGAUAAGGACCCCAAGAAGAUAGAGCUUGCCCGGCACAACGCUGAGGUGUACGGCGUGGCCCAUCACAUCGACUUCAGGGUCGGGGACUUCUUCAAGCUGGCGCCCUACCUCAAGGCUGAUGUAGUAUACCUGAGUCCACCAUGGGGGGGCAUGGAGUAUCAGGAGGAGUUGGUGUACAAUGUGUACCGUCUUGGCGGCAGCAUGAACUGUGCCCGCCUGCUGAGAGCUGCACGGGCCAUCACGCCGAACGUGGCGCUCUACCUGCCCCGCAACAGCAACCUAUGCCAGGUGAUUGCACUAGCAGGGGCAGGUGGUGUUGUAGACAUUGAGGCCAACUACAUGGGCCCCAAGAAGAAGGCCAUCACAGCAUACUUUGGUGACUUGGCCACAAAAACAUGGUGCUAGUGCUGGAAUCACAGACAUUAUGUAAUUUCCAUUGGCUUGAGUGAACUCUUACUGUGAGCCACAAAGUGUGAUGACUCUGCCAAAGAAAAUGCUUAUUUUUCCAUUUCGAGCCUCAAAAACAAUGGAAAAAGAAUUCAGAAACAGAAAUGGUCUUGCUUUUAUCUUUGUGAUUUUCAAUAAAGUUGCAAAGAUAUAUUUUUAUGGUAUAACAGAUUUCAUCUUUGUACACUUUAUAAGAUCAAAGUUCCUACCCAAUUAUAUUCAUCAUAGUUGUCAUCAUCCCUGUCAUAUCAUAUCAUCACCAUUAGCAUCAGGUAAUUUUAGUUGGUCAACAUGCUGUAAGAAUUUUUUUUUUAUCUGGACAAAAUUAAUUGUUAAAAUCUGUAUAUGGAAAAUAUCAGGUUAAGGAAAUUUUAUCUUAACUAUAUUGUUAAAAUCUGAAUAUUGAAAUUGUCAGCUUAACCCUUUCCAUCCGUAACGCAGCGUCGGCGUCACAGUAUGGAAAGGGUCGAGAUGAAAUGGAAGAGGAUUAAUCCUCUUCUAAACCUCUCAAUCCUCCUCUAAAUUCCUCUUACUCCUCUUCCAUUUCCUCUUAAGAGGUUUAGAAAAGGAUUAAGAGGAAAUGGAAGAGGAUGAAGAGGACUAACCCUUUCCAUACGGUGACGCUGUCGGACGCCAACGUAGUGAAGGGGUUAAGGAAAAUGGAAGUCUAGAAAUAGUAAGGCUUUUCCAAAGAUUGAGAACAUAAUUAUCAUGCUUCUUUAUAUAUUUAAUUCUUAAUCAUUUAAUCAGAUAUUUCUUAAAUAAUAAUUACUUUUAAAUAAAAUUAACUGCAUUCUUAAUUUUGCAAAUUUACUAACCAUAUGAAAUUUUUGUGUAGUUAUGACUUUACAUGCACUUAACCCUCUAUUUCCUGGAAUCAGGAAUCGCUACAGUCUAGGGGCCAUGGCCCAUUCCUGGGCCCGGAUUCAUCAAUCUUACCAACCAUGCCUCUGGUAUCUCUCACAUUUACCGGAGCGCUACCAGAGCUGCGGCAUCUUUCAAACACGGCAUUCAUCAACGGUAUGGUAACGCUCCGGUAACUCGCACCCUAGCAACGAUUGGUUGGGCUGGAUAGCCAAUCACAUGCGACCUUUGAUGCUGUAUUUCAGCUUUCACGUGUCGUUUGAUGUUAUUCCACGAGUGUGACUGAGACUGCACUGAGGUGUGUGACCAUUGGGGUGAAAACAAGGGGGUAUAAGAAAUAGUAUUAUCCUGCACCAGAGACUUGGACACAGCACAGCAAUCAAAAAUACACAGACUUCAAAAUCAAGACAUGUGUAUCGUACAGGCGUAAAUACUGCCUUAAAACAAAUAAUUAGCGUGGUGAUCCCUCAAUUAGAUGCGUUUUUUACGAAUGAAUGCACAUUACUUGUAUAUUUAUUCUUGAAAUAAAAAUAUACUCGCUUAUGUAGCCUAGCAAUA
Eriocheir sinensis (Chinese mitten crab) is the source of this 5085-nucleotide messenger RNA. RefSeq lists its product as uncharacterized. Gene Ontology annotation, biological process: 7-methylguanosine cap hypermethylation; 7-methylguanosine RNA capping. Gene Ontology annotation, molecular function: RNA cap trimethylguanosine synthase activity. NCBI's taxonomy places the organism in Eukaryota, Metazoa, Arthropoda, Malacostraca, Decapoda, Varunidae. The record is from RefSeq and is a predicted model, not a curated record. Gene Ontology annotation, cellular component: nucleus. The transcript has 15 exons. The coding region runs from base 343 to 3621 and encodes 1092 amino acids.